This is a messenger RNA of Anoplopoma fimbria (sablefish), 1197 nucleotides long. RefSeq names its product forkhead box I2 (gene foxi2). Gene Ontology annotation, molecular function: DNA-binding transcription factor activity, RNA polymerase II-specific; RNA polymerase II cis-regulatory region sequence-specific DNA binding. NCBI's taxonomy places the organism in Eukaryota, Metazoa, Chordata, Actinopteri, Perciformes, Anoplopomatidae. The coding region runs from base 1 to 1197 and encodes 398 amino acids. The record is from RefSeq and is a predicted model, not a curated record. Gene Ontology annotation, biological process: anatomical structure morphogenesis; cell differentiation; regulation of transcription by RNA polymerase II. The transcript is spliced from 2 exons.
AUGAACUCCAUCGACCCUCAGUCCCAUCACCAGCACCAGCACCAGCACCAGCACCACACCUCCCCUACCGUCGGCUCUGUCCCACCCAAGCUCUCCCAGGAGGCCCCCCCCGACAUGGCAGCAGUCUACUGCGACAACUUCAGCAGCAUGUACCAGGGUGCACAGAGACCUGCCGGGUACGGACUUGGAGAUUACGCACCGUCUCCAAACCCGUACCUGUGGCUCAACGGGCCGGGAGUCAACUCCUCCGCGUCCUACCUGCAUGGGAACAACCCUGCGUCCUUCAUCCCACCCUCCUACGGCUCUCAGCGGCAGUUCAUCACCAACUCACCCGGCUUUGGAGGACCAGACCUGGGUUGGCUGUCCAUCGCCAGCCAGGAGGAGCUGCUGAAGCUGGUGCGUCCUCCGUACUCCUACUCUGCUCUCAUAGCCAUGGCCAUCCAGAACGCACACGAGAAGAAGCUGACUCUGAGUCAGAUCUACCAGUACGUGGCUGACAAUUUCCCCUUUUAUAAGAAGAGCAAAGCCGGCUGGCAGAACUCGAUCCGGCACAACCUGUCUCUGAACGACUGCUUCAAGAAGGUGCCCAGGGACGAGGACGACCCAGGAAAAGGAAAUUACUGGACGUUGGACCCAAACUGUGAAAAGAUGUUUGACAACGGAAAUUUCCGCAGAAAAAGGAAAAGACGUUCUGAUCCAAGCAGCGCAGGAGGAGCGGCGGUGGCUGCAGCGGGGGCCACAAAAGUGGAGGACGGCAGGCCGGCGGCGGGGGCCUCACUGAAGCCCUCGGACAGUCCUCAGCUCCUGGGGCCGCCCUCUCCAGAGAUGGAGGCCAUGAACGAGAACCACAAGACCUCGUCUUCGUCUUCGCCGCCCGGUCUGGCCUCGGCCGCUCCUUGCUUCAACAACUUUUACAGCAGCAUGUCCACGCUCAGCUCGGGGGCCCCCGGCCGGCAGGGGUCCCUGGGCCUGGUGAACGAGCUGUCGAACAGGAACAUUACGGCCCUGAGCCCCUACCACCUCAACCACGGCGGGCAGGACACGGGGGCCCCGGAGCACGGCGAUGGCCUGCAUUUCAACCGUGGAGUGUACUACAACACGUUUGGCGGCGGGCAGAGCGGACAGUUCAACAGCCACUUCUACAACAGCUUCAGUGUCAACAGCCUGAUUUACCCCAGAGAAGGGACAGAGCUAUAG